Messenger RNA from Armigeres subalbatus, 502 nucleotides. RefSeq names its product histone H2A-like. The transcript has a single exon. The coding region runs from base 70 to 444 and encodes 124 amino acids. Gene Ontology annotation, molecular function: protein heterodimerization activity; DNA binding; structural constituent of chromatin. NCBI's taxonomy places the organism in Eukaryota, Metazoa, Arthropoda, Insecta, Diptera, Culicidae. Gene Ontology annotation, biological process: heterochromatin formation. Gene Ontology annotation, cellular component: nucleosome; chromatin. The record is from RefSeq and is a predicted model, not a curated record.
UGUCGUUAGGAAAUCAUUUCGUUUCUACGCUUACAGUCGUCACAUCGUCAACAACCAACCUCAAUCGACAUGUCUGGCCGAGGCAAAGGAGGAAAAGUUAAGGGCAAGGCAAAGUCUCGCUCGAGCCGAGCCGGGCUGCAGUUUCCAGUCGGUCGUAUUCAUCGCCUUCUCAGGAAGGGAAACUAUGCCGAACGCGUCGGCGCCGGAGCUCCCGUGUACUUGGCUGCCGUGAUGGAAUAUCUGGCAGCUGAAGUUCUCGAGUUGGCAGGAAAUGCUGCACGCGACAACAAGAAAACCCGAAUAAUCCCACGGCAUCUGCAGUUGGCCAUCCGGAACGACGAGGAAUUGAACAAAUUGCUGUCCGGUGUGACAAUCGCUCAGGGUGGUGUGCUGCCGAACAUUCAGGCAGUGCUGCUUCCCAAGAAGACCGAGAAGAAGGCAUAAGAUUCAAUCAUCCUAAAACAAAAACAUAAAACCGCCCUUUUCAGGGCGACAAACAUAA